Messenger RNA from Chrysochloris asiatica (Cape golden mole), 939 nucleotides. RefSeq names its product olfactory receptor 7G3-like. The transcript has a single exon. Gene Ontology annotation, biological process: G protein-coupled receptor signaling pathway. Gene Ontology annotation, molecular function: olfactory receptor activity; G protein-coupled receptor activity. The record is from RefSeq and is a predicted model, not a curated record. Bases 1 to 939 code for a protein of 312 amino acids. Lineage: Eukaryota; Metazoa; Chordata; Mammalia; Afrosoricida; Chrysochloridae. Gene Ontology annotation, cellular component: membrane.
AUGAAAUCAGAAAACUACACAGAUGUGUUGGAAUUCCUCCUUCUGGGCCUUUCGCAGGAUCCAGAACUGCAGCCCUUCCUCUUCGGGGUGUUCCUGUCCAUGUACCUGAUUACUGUGCUUGGGAAUCUGUUCAUCAUCCUGGCUGUCAGCUCUGAUUCCCACCUCCACAUCCCCAUGUACUUCUUCCUAUCCAUUUUAUCCUUUGUGGACAUAUCUUUCACCUCUACCAUUGUGCCCAAGAUGCUGCUGAACAUCCUGACAGGGAACAAAGCCAUCACUUACACAGGCUGUCUUACUCAGGGAUAUUUUUUUUUGGUUCUUAUGUGUAUGGACGGUUUACUCCUGACUGUGAUGGCCUAUGACCGGUAUGUGGCCAUCUGUCUUCCUCUGCAUUACAUGGUCAUUAUGAACCCCCAUCUCUGUGGCCUGCUGAUUCUACUGUCCUGCGUCAUUAGUAUCAUGAACGCCCUGCUCCAUAGUCUGAUGGUGCUACACCUGUCCUUCUGCACAGACCUGAAAAUCCCUCACUUCUUCUGUGAGCUUGCUCAGAUCGUUAAGUUGGCCUGUUCUGAUACCCUCAUCAAUAACAUCCUGGUGUAUAUAGUAGCUAGCCUAUUGGGUGUGGGUCCUCUCUCUGUAAUUAUUUUCUCUUAUGUUUGCAUCAUCUCCUCUGUCUUGAGAAUUCCAUCAACAGGUGGCAAGUAUAAGGCUUUUUCCACCUGUGGAUCUCACCUGUUUGCUGUCUCCUUGUUUUAUGGAACUUCUGUUGGGGUCUACCUUAGCUCUGCAGCUCAUCUGUCCCCCAGUAGUUCAGCAGUGUCCUCAGUGUUGUACACCGUGGUCACACCCAUGAUGAAUCCCUUUAUCUAUAGUCUGAGGAACAAGGAUAUAAAGGGAGCCUUGAAGAAAACAAUUUCUGCAAUAACUUACUUUUUAUGA